UCUACAGGGGCCAUUUAUAAAUUGUGCUUGGCAAUACUAUUCAUAACAAGUAACAGAAAUUUAAAAAAUGAAUGCAUUUUCAAUUUUUUAUCUUAGAAAGAUCUGUUAUUUAAAACUUUAUGGAUAUAUACUCGUUUAAGAGAUUAAAGUUUUAUAAAAUAAACUAACACUUUUUUUCUAAGAACCCGAGUUAAUUGUCAACGUUUUACACGCGACCGGGUGUCCAAAUAAACAUUACUCACCAUGCAAUUAUUGACACUACUCAGCUCCGGGAAACACAGCUGCCUGCUGCACAUGACCUGGCUUUUAAAUCAGACCUGACUGAGAGAGGAAAAUGGCCAGGUUUUCAACACCCACCUGCUAAUUUCCUCUAUCGGCUCUUUGCCGACUUGUGAAAAUCGAGGCGAGGAAAUAAGAACAAUUGCAAGUGCUAAUCACGGCAGGCAAAUACAGUUUCCCCAUAAUGUAUAAAUGGCAAAGCCGAGCAAAUUGAAGGCACACUUGAUAACCUGCAGUCUAAGUUUAAACACCUAUAGUUUGAUAACAAAUAAUCCCCACAAAAUGCAGUUGAAACCGUUUACCUUCCAAAUUGUUACCUGCUUUGCUGUGAUUGGUUUGGCGUUAGCUUAUCCGAAAGACAGACUUACCUUCGCGGAAGAAACGGAAAAAGGCAGUGCACUUAGUGACAGUGAUACUAUAUCUCUGAGAUCCAGUGAGGCUCUGGAAAAUCUAUAUGUCUACGAAAGAAGCCUGAGCCGAUUUAGAAGAGCUCUAGAAGAGUUGGCUUACGACGAGGCGGCGGAUGAUAUGGAGCUAGCGGAGAUUAACGUGUUCCGCCCACUUUUCCGGUACCGUUCUCAGGUGGUGAAGGCCAAAAAUCCACAGCAGCAAUUUGGUUAAAAUUAAAAUUGUAUAAAAUAGAUAUAAGCCAUCGAUACCACCACAUUCCUCAAGAAAUUCAUUUAGAUUUAAGAGAAUAAAAGAACUCAUUAUUUAUAUUGUUAAA
Molecule: messenger RNA, 1006 nt
Organism: Drosophila ananassae
Lineage: Eukaryota; Metazoa; Arthropoda; Insecta; Diptera; Drosophilidae
Exons: 3
Coding region: 472-900 (142 amino acids)
Source: RefSeq, a predicted model, not a curated record